Acanthopagrus latus (yellowfin seabream) is the source of this 3984-nucleotide messenger RNA. RefSeq names its product ST3 beta-galactoside alpha-2,3-sialyltransferase 3b (gene st3gal3b). Lineage: Eukaryota; Metazoa; Chordata; Actinopteri; Spariformes; Sparidae. The transcript has 12 exons. Gene Ontology annotation, molecular function: sialyltransferase activity. The record is from RefSeq and is a predicted model, not a curated record. The coding region runs from base 390 to 1523 and encodes 377 amino acids.
UCUUCAAAGCUCCGUUAAAAAGCGGAGGGGACUUCAGAAUCCAGAGGUGCCUCCUGUGCGCUCGUAAAAAGAAAAAGAAAAAAAAGGCUUCUGCUGAUGUUGAUGGAGGGGGUUGCUUUCUCAUUGUGCCAGGCUCGAUGCGAAGUCGAGCUGCUGGUGAGACUGUAGGGGAAACACGCAGUCAAGUCAAGAGUGGUCGUCUUGUGUUUACAGAGCCCGGCCACUCUCACGGAUUUCUAUCACGAUGGCGUGGAGAGGAGGGAGAAAACGGUCGUUUUAUCGGCCAAAUCCGUCCGCGUAAACCGAGGCUGGCGUUGUUUCUGACCCGAGGACUCGGAGGAAAAGAAAAGGUGAUGACCUGGAUGGUGCCAUGUGAAUGACUGAAGACCAUGAAGCCCACACACAAGCUGCUGUUCGUCCUGUGCCCCAUGCUGGUCCUGGGCUUUAUUUUCUACUCCUCCGGGAAGCUACAUCUACACGUGUGGGGCCAGAAGCCUCAGGGUGAAGCAGAAGAGACAACUGUAGUGCUGACUAAAGUGGCUGAAGUGAAAAGAAUUCCAGUGUAUGAUAAGCAGGGCUUCCUGCUGCAGCUGGACACAAAACUGCCACCAGAGUUGGCAUACAAGUAUGGCAACCUCAGCGAAGGAGUGUGCAAGCCGGGAUACGCAGCAGCAAAGAUGACCACCAUCUAUCCUAAGUUCAUGAAACCAGCACCUAUGUUUCUUGAUCGGAACUUCAAACGCCUAGCAAAAGUCAGCAGUUACUUACCUCCAUUUGGAUUCAAAACACAAGAGAGAAUCAUAGACAGUAUUUUAACCACCACGAAGAAUUACGGACUCGGAGAAGAGCUGGACAGUCUCAGCUGUAAAAGAUGUAUCAUUGUGGGCAACGGGGGCAUCCUGUCCAACAAGUCUCUGGGCUCCCGUAUAGAUGACUACGAUGUUGUAGUGAGGUUAAACGAAGCCCCAGUUGCUGGUUAUGGCAAAGAUGUUGGGACCAAAACCACCAUGAGGAUUACCUAUCCAGAGGGAGCCAUCCAGAAGCCUGAAAGCUAUGAAAAAGAUUCCCUCUUUGUUUUUUCCGCCUUCAAACCGCUGGAUUUCAAGUGGCUCAGACAGAUGGUCUUCAAGGAGAAACUGAGGGGCACAGAGGGUUUCUGGAAGUCGGUGGCUCACUAUGUGCCUCGGGAGCCAACGGAGAUAAGAAUCCUCAAUCCCUACUUCAUCCAGGAGGCUGCCUUCCAGUUCAUAGGCCUGCCCUUCAACAAUGGCCUCAUGGGCAAAGGGAACAUUCCAACUUUGGGAACAGUUGCUAUAACAAUGGCACUGCAUAACUGUGACGAGGUGGCCGUGGCUGGUUUCGGCUACGACAUGAACACACCCCACGCACCUCUGCACUACUACGAGACUGUCAAGAUGUCCGCCAUCAAAGAGUCAUGGACGCACAACAUAUCCAAGGAGAAGGAGUUCCUGCGCAAGCUGGUAAAGGCCAACGUUGUCACAGACCUGACCAACGGUAUCUGAGUUUACACCCACCUACAGUCUCCUUCUGCCUUUCCCAAAGGACUACUAAACAGGAAGCUGGGAAACAGAUUGACCCUGGGAGAAAGAACCCUUUAGAAUCCGGGUGGCCCGCCGACUGUCUGGGUUUUCAAAUCAAAGGAGAUUAUUUUAAAAAGAUACAGGAGGGUUUCUGUGGAGACACACGUGCCUUCUGAACCAAAGACUCCUGCUGACUGAAGCAGGGAGGGCGGGGGACAUGAGGAGGACUGGAUCUGCCCGGUUCCUGUCUUACCAAGAGACAGUCGCAGAGAAGAUCUGCUGGCCCCGUGCUUCAACGUUUACCACUUCAACCCCCACCCCUCCGCAUAUCACAUGAAUGGGCAGAGAGAGCAGAUGUGUGUGUGUGUGUGAUGCAUCGGCACACAUAUGUCAGGUUUUUGCUUGACUUCCUGGCUGACUUGAUGAGGGGACAGAAAGACAAAGGACUGUGACUGAGCGCGUGGACGGACGGGGACGGGUUGAGUAUUAGCAGUGCCAAACGUACCUCGUACAGAGGGAGAGCUCGUCCUCCUCUCUCCUUUUGCUGCCUGAAUGUAUUUACUUUCCUCAGUGUAAAUAUCAAAGAUUUUUACUGUGCUUUUUAACAAGCUGCAGCAGCCCCUCCCCCCUACACCCCCACCUGCCAUUUGUCCAUUCAUUCACUCAGUUUUUUACCGUCUGUCCAGGGACUGAAAUUAACACUUGCCAAGCCAGUCAACAGAUAAACAAGUGUUCCAUUAAAGGUCUGUUUAUUUCAAGUGAUAACUGCUUAAGAUUCACUUUAGCAGGAGAACUGUGUUAAUUAUUUUAGAUUUAGUCUAAAUUAUUUUUGUGGAACUUGAUUAUUUCUUUUUUUUUUUUUACGUAGUGACCAGCUCUGGCUGGUGAGCCCAAAUGUCUCUCUCUCGCUCCCUGUGUCUUUGUAAAUCCUUCCUCCUCUCUUGUUCACUCAUGUCGCGGUACUGUCUCCAUCACUUCAUCAGCUGUAAGCCCGCCGGCUGCAGCACGGACGCACAGCGACCGGUUCAGGUUCUGUGUGUCGGAGCCCAUCUCCAACCUCCUGUUGCUGCAGAUUUUCUUGUUCUUCAGUAAAUGGUGAAAUCUCGGAUUGUAGAAUAUAAAAGUAUAUAUUUUUGUUGUUAGGUUAAUUUUAAUUAUUUAUUUUGUUACAGAGUCCCAGCGUUUUGGUCACAGGCAGGCCUGCUCUCUGUUUGAUUUUGUGUUUUUCUUCCGAUUCCACCACCAUGUGCUUCCUCAGAGACUGCAUCAUCUUUUAAGUUUGUGGCAGAAACAGUGUUGUGAUUUAAGGCAUUGAUUGAUUGGCUUAGUGUUAGAUGUGUUAGUCGGCAGCCAUUUCUUUCUGUGCUUUAUGUGUAUUAUGUUACCGCAAAUGAUUGCUCUUCUGUCACAAUGGACACAUAACCGAAAUUUGUUCAUAUUUCUUUAAAUUGAGAGAAUCUAAAGAGGUGAUAAGUGCUGCAAUCAAUCGCAAAUUCAUAUUAUAUGUGCGGCUGAGGCCUCUGAAGGUUCUGCCACAUGCUUUUCAGUAUUUCAACACUGCAUUAAAAUGUUCAGUAUUACACGAUCGAACCUUUUGCUUGUCACUCUGCUUCCCUCACAUGUGAACGCCUCAUCUGUUGGCUUUUUUUUAUUGUUGUCAUUUUAUCCAAUGAAUGCGAUAAUCAGCUUUAUGGUGAUGGUGCAUUUAAAUACUGCUUCAUAAAAGCAGGGUUUUAUUGUUUUACAGCUAAUCUUUUGUUAUACCUUGUUGAAUGACAGCUCAGUGGGGUUUCUCUGUUUCUGCUUCUUCUAUGGAAGCGCAUGUUUAAUGUACGUCGUACGCACACAGGUUCACUACUUCUCUCAGUAAGCUGCUCUUGUCACAUCUGUUAAACUGAUCCAUCACGUGUUCCUUUCCUCGAUAUUUUCGACAAACGCUGCAGCGGCGUGUCCUACCCAGUCCCAUCAGAGCGGGUCAGCUGGGUUGGAAGGAAUGGAUGACUUUUUGGAAACGAGGACCCCCUCCCCUCUUUGUGUUUUUUUGUUUUUUCUUCCCCGUGUUUUUUUGUUUUUGGGAGCAAAGGUACGUGGAACAGCCGCACCAUUGCACUAUCACGAGGCGCUCUCAGUGCCUUACACCUCAUCACCUGGAAACUGUAGCGGGGAGUCUGAAGCGGAAAAGUCACUGCAGCUUGAUUCAGUGCAUAAGAUCCGCCUCAGGUCGGACCAGCUCAAUCCUCCACGUUUGUGAUUCGGGACCAGUCCAUUUCAUAUCUGUGCUUAACAUUUUAGAGACAGUCUUGGAAGACUUGAAGCCUCACGCUGGUGGUUUUGUAUGUUUUAGCAUGCAAGCAUCUCAUUCACAGGUGUAUUCUAAAGGUUCAAUGUGUAGGAUUUAGGGGAUCGAUUGGCAGAGAUGGAAUAAAGUAUUCCUAAUUAUUUU